Episyrphus balteatus (marmalade hoverfly) is the source of this 2565-nucleotide messenger RNA. RefSeq lists its product as uncharacterized. NCBI's taxonomy places the organism in Eukaryota, Metazoa, Arthropoda, Insecta, Diptera, Syrphidae. The coding region runs from base 852 to 2297 and encodes 481 amino acids. The record is from RefSeq and is a predicted model, not a curated record. The transcript is spliced from 3 exons.
AGCAGCUAGAUUCCCUCAAUCUGUAUUUCUGGCUUCUUCGACUGCUUCACCCACGCGUUUUCAACAACAUAAACAUAAAAACGCUCACCACUGCCGCUGACGGAACCAACAACAACAGCCCAAAAGAGUGCCACAAGCUGAAAAAAAAAAUAGAGAUACUCUGCUUCUGCUUUCUUGAGCAUCGACCAAAGCUAUUACCACUCAGUCUUUUAAUUUAUCUCUGCCAACAAAGACUGCCUUCCUGAACCAAAAAAUCGUGUACUGAAAACUCGAGAGUGUUUGAAAAUCAUCUGUGGCCAACGUCAUCUCGCCGUGAUUUCGUCACAAAUAUCGAAAAUAUAGUUUUUUUUUUUUUGUUAAAAAUUUUCAAAGGAAGGCAUGUCUUUGGUUUUAUGAGUCUGACUAAGUGCGCGACAAAUUACUCGCAAAUCGAUGAACUAAUCUUAAUUUUUUUUUUUUUGAAAAACUCAAAACCUAAAUUACGAGUAUAUCGAUCUGUAGAUACAUUUUUGAAUGCCUGUUCUAAAAAUAUAUUCCCAAAAAAAAAAGAUACUUUUUUUUCCAACUUUUCGAUUCCGUGUAUCUCAAAGAACGGCAGAGGAAAGAAUACUGAAAUAAACAAAAAUUCUUUGGCACACUUCCAGUAAUAUUUUCGUGUCGGUUGUGUAUCCUCAGAAGAAAUAGGGCUAUACCAACAGGUCGUGAGAUAGAUCUGGCGCGAGAGAUAAAUACAAAAAAAAAUAUUAAAUUAGGUGGGGUUCCGCUCUGAAGCUCUCCCAAGGUCUUCGACACGAGUUGUAUAUUAGAAGGAUUUUUUAAAAAAGUGUGACUCAUACCUCUGCUUGUUUGCAAUGUCAAAUUCAUGGAUUGACAGCGGCGAUGGUACCGGUAUCUAUUGCGAUGCGGAUGCUGACAAUAAUUUACUACAGCUAAAGUUGAAAAAACCUAAAGCUUGGAAAUGGGAACUAACGACAUCGAGAUCGUCACCAAAUAUAGCGAUGCCAAGGAUUAUGUUGUUCGAUCAUGAGGGUAAUUUGUUGGUUGAUGCUAAUCAGCAAGUUGAUGAUGCGGUUUAUAGAGCUGAGAAGAAGUUGAGAAAAGCUUCAAGUCGGAAGGCUAAGAAGUUCGAUAAGGCUGCAACGACAAAUUUGGAUGAUAUUUUGCAAGACGAUGAAGAUACUGGUUUGGGUUCAUUGGAUUCGACUGAGAGGCAAUGGUUUAGGACUUUAUCAAAUGACAGUUUACGAUCGAAAAGGAAGCCUUCAAAUUUCUUCAGGAACUCGAAAAAAGGUGAAGAGAAUUCAGGGGGUCCUAAUGAGAUUGACAUUGACUCUUUGCAGAUAUGUGAGGCAACAGCAUCAGAUUCGAAUUCACAAAGUCCUUUACCCAUUUGUGAGAUUAUAGACUCAAGUACGCCGCAAAGCCCCCUGGAAGAUAAUAAAGACUUGGAAGAAGAGCUUAACAUCGAUACACCUUGGAGAAGAAAAUUAAGCCUCAAAACAAAGCAUAUUGAUUCCGACGAUUCCGAAAGACAGCCACCGGUAAAUGUUCCAGUAAUUUUAUCAGAUUCUGAAGGCCCCCCAGAACGACAGUAUAUAUCGAAAGCUUCAUGGAAACCAUUUCACUCAAAUGGUUGUUUGAAUGUUACCCCGUCGAUCGCUAAGCCCUUUGAACGUCGAGCAACAUCAUUCAAAGAAGUUCGUUUCAAUGUUGAUCCAGAAAUGGAGGAGAAAAAUGAAGCACAAAAACCGAAACGGCGUUGUCGGCGGUCUAAUACAAACGGUCUUCCGAAUCUAACCCACUCCCGAUCGAUUCUUGAACGACAAAGUGUAAUGAAAUGUCGAUUGUCGUCUCCUGAAUUUGAAAAAUCCGAAAGUCAGGAAGUUCAAAUGGCACCGAGGUACUUCCUACGAACUUGCAGAGCUGGAACUUUAGUAGUGGCCGAGGAUAGUGGAAAAUAUAAGCGAACACGAAGAAGAACUAGAAAGAUUUCAUCGACGGAGAACUUUCUUAGUAAUUCGAGUUCUUCGUUGAAACAGAAAGGAGGAUUGAAUUCAAGCCUGGGUGAUGUUUGUUCGCAGAGUCAAAGUGUUAAGAAUUUUGGAGAAUACAAUGGAAGUCGUCCUCGUCGGAAAGUGAUACCAAUACGAAGACAUAGAAGUGAUGGAAAUAUUCUUCUAGUGACUUCAUCGGAGGAAGAGAAGAUAGAGAACUGUGAUAGAAUGAAACAUCGAAAGAAUGCAGCAUGGCGGCAUAAAAACGAAGAUGUCAAAAAUAAUGGCGGGUCCAAUAAAUGACAAUAUCCAUACAAAGAAUCAUCACAUUCCGUGACAAUAUAAUAAAAGCAGAAAUCGAUAUUAAAACAACUUAAAAAUAUUUAUGAUUCGUCAAAAAAAAAAAGUAAACUUUUGACGAAUUAGGAAUGUUAAAACAAAAAACAACAUUCAGUGAUGGCCUGAAGACUUGUUAUGAAUAUCAACCGAUACAAGGGCAUUCUAUAGUGUUUCUUAAUGAAUGGUUCUCUUAAUAUGAUGAGACAGAGAUGAAAAAAUCGAUAACGGCAAU